UGCGUCAGUGCCUCUAUGAGUUCAAGGUUACCCCAAUUCGGGUGUUUUUGCUCUGGGACAAUUUCAUUCGAUCCGUGUGUAAAGUUUUCCUUCACGUGUCGCGCUAAAUAAAUAUGGUCACAACGUGAUUUUUGCUUCAUCCCGCCAAUAAAGCACUUUCCAAGUGAUUUUUGGCUGAUUGAUGUGCGAAAAAAUUGUCUGUGAGCUCUGUUGACAUAACAGUUCUCGUGGCUUUCAGUGAAAUUAAUGAAAUAUUUCAUGCCAAAGUGAAAGUUGGAUGAAGAAGUUUUGCGAGAAUGUUGACUAUUGAUCAUGGGAUGUCUUAUCAAUUUGUAGAAAUUGGGGAAAAGUGCUGAGAAGAUUGAAAUGUUUGAAUUUAUUUGGCUAAAAAUCGAGAUCGUGAAGUUUUCAAAGCCCAAAUCUCGUGUGUGAACAGCAUGCAAAUUCACUUUUUGCCGUAUUCCAUCGCAUUCCAAUGAAAUUAUCUCGUUAUGGGGAAUUCCCACGAAGAAAAGACAUUUGCGGUACCAAUUAAUAGAGAAUCCCAACCAGCAGAGACAAAACGAUGGGACUUUUUGUGCAAGUUAAUCACAUUAAAUAGGCGGAGACACAAAUAUGGGCUUUCUCAUACCGCAGCGCGUCGUUUUGGCCAUCAUGGGCUUCCUGGCCAUCGCCAAUGCCUACACAAUGCGCAUCUGUCUCUCCGUGGCCAUCACGGAGAUGGUGAAGAAGGACUAUGAGAACAUCACAGGCGACGGCCAGGACUACUGCCCAGCGGACCCGUCCGGCGGUGACGAUGGCGGCGGUGGAGACUUUGAGUGGAGCGAGGAGCUGCAAGGACUCAUCCUGUCCGCCUUCUACUGGGGUUACGUCGUAACUCAUCUUCCUGGAGGACUUUUGGCCGAGAAGUUCGGCGGGAAGUACACUCUGUCGCUGGGAAUUUUUUCAACAGCCAUCUUCACCCUCAUCACGCCAGUCACCAUCAAUUGGGGCGGCUCCACGGCUCUGAUCGUCUUGAGAUUCCUCGAGGGUCUGGGCGAGGGCACGACCUUCCCCGCCCUGUCGGCUCUUCUGGCACAGUGGAUUCCGCUGAAGGAGCGCAGCAAAUUGGGCUCACUCGUGUUUGGCGGCGGCCUGGUCGGCACUAUUGUUGGCAACUCCAUAUCUGGUGUCCUUUUGCACAACAUCGACGGCUGGGCCUCGGUGUUCUACUUCUUUGGCGGUCUGGGCGUUCUCUGGUUUGUCCUCUUCGUCGUCCUGUGCUACAGCAAUCCCGAGAGCCAUCCUUUCAUCACGGACGAGGAGAAGGCGUACCUGAAGGAGGAGCUGGGCUCCCUGGAGCGCGACAAGAGCCUCCCGCCCACGCCAUGGCGCGCCAUCUUCACCAGCGCCCCCAUGUUGGCGCUUAUCUGCGCCCAGGUGGGUCACGACUGGGGCUUCUUCAUCAUGGUCACCGACCUGCCCAAGUACAUGAGUGACGUGCUGAGGUUCUCCAUCAAAGAGAACGGCAUCUACUCCUCACUGCCAUACGCUCUCAUGUGGAUCGUCGCCAUCCUCACGGGCUUCCUCAGCGACUGGUGCAUCGCGCGCAGGUUCCUGUCCAUUACGGCGGCCAGGAAGUGGUUCACCGGUAUCGCGGCCGUCGGUCCGGCCAUCUUCAUCGUUGCCGCGUCCUACGCCGGCUGUGACCGGACUCUCGUGGUCAUCCUCUUCACUAUCGCCAUGGGCAUCAUGGGCACCUUCUACCCGGGCAUGAAAGUCAACCCUCUGGACCUGAGUCCCAACUACGCCGGCACCCUCAUGGCCAUCACGAACGGUAUCGGUGCCAUCACGGGUAUCCUGGCGCCGUACGUGGUGGGCGUGAUGACGCCCAACCGCAGCAUAACAGAGUGGCGACUCGUCUUCUGGAUUGCUUUCAUCAUCUUCGUCGUCACGACGGUCGUCUACUCGAUCUGGGCUUCCGGCGACGUGCAGCCCUGGAACACGCCGCAUCUGAUGAACAAGUCCGUUGAGCACGGCGACGCGGAAGAGGAAAAGGACGGCGAGAAGAAGCUCAAGCUGGAACUGAACCUCAAGGCGGAGAAAGUGGAGAAGCAACUCUAAACAGAAUUUUCCCAUAGCAUGCCAAGUGAUUGAGGCACAGAGUGAGGGUUUAGGUCAAGGCUUAGGCUUCAAAUCAUACGUGAAUCGAUGACGUACGCGUAGUGUGUAAAUAUUGGUGAAGAGAUAUAUUGUGAGCUCUUACAGAGACGUAAAUAUAGGUCUUAACGCCGAGAGAUUAAGUUAAAUACGUAGAACAUGAAUAUUUACAACAUACUUAAAGUCUAUAAGAUCUAGUAUAUAGUACGACUUAAAUCUGUUUUGAACUACGUAAAAUAUUGUUAAAGACUUUCGCUUAAUGGACAUUUAGAUAGGUGAAUUAGGCAAAACUCCAGUGCUUUACCUGUAAACCCGUAAAAUUUCCGCCUAAACCUAAACCUUCAUUGUGUGCUUGGGUGUAUUGGACGACAAAUCGCCACUAGGUUAAGUGAUGAAACAGCCGAAAAGACUUGAUUUUCUUACAAGACAAACCACAGUUUGUACUGAAGAUGCUGAAGUGGUGCGACGCGCGCCUUCAUACGUAAAUAAUAAUGUAUCAAGGAUGUCAUGUCAAUGUACAUAAAAUGAAAAGAGUGAAUAUUUAAUGCCUUGAACGUGUGCAUUUAUCUAGGAGACAAAUAGAGACGAUAGAGUGGCUAUUUAGCAGUAUUAGAACGACUUCUUCAAGAUGUACACUUCUCUCUAUAUGUAUAUUGUGUGGAGAAUAGACGAAAUAUAUACAUAUGUAGCAGC
This is a messenger RNA of Phlebotomus argentipes, 2832 nucleotides long. It is a transcript of the gene dmGlut, whose product is annotated as putative inorganic phosphate cotransporter. Gene Ontology annotation, molecular function: transmembrane transporter activity. The transcript is spliced from 5 exons. The record is from RefSeq and is a predicted model, not a curated record. Gene Ontology annotation, cellular component: membrane. The coding region runs from base 616 to 2103 and encodes 495 amino acids. Lineage: Eukaryota; Metazoa; Arthropoda; Insecta; Diptera; Psychodidae. Gene Ontology annotation, biological process: transmembrane transport; monoatomic anion transport.